GCGGAGCCUGCUGCAGUUUAAAUUAAUGUCAACCUGCCUCCUCGCCGGGAGAACUCACUCAGAGCCGAGAGCGAAAGUACGUGCUCAGCGCAAACCUGCGAGCCGCUUCACACACACACACAGCAGCAGCAGCAUGGCUCGGCGGCCGAGGAACAGUGUUUACAGUAGUGAGGAGGAUGAGGAGGAGACCGAGAUGUAUGAACAUGAUUAUGAUGGAUCACUGGCCAAGGCAGGGAAACGCCACCUCGGCAAAACCCGCUGGACACGAGAAGAGGAUGAGAAGUUGAAGAAACUUGUUGAGCUUCACGGGUCGGAGGAUUGGAAACUGAUUGCAAGCUUAUUAACAAAUCGUACAGAUGUGCAGUGUCAGCACCGAUGGCAGAAGGUGCUGAACCCAGAACUCAUCAAAGGGCCCUGGACUAAAGAGGAGGACCAGAGGGUGAUUGAGUUGGUGCAGAAGUAUGGAGCCAAGCGUUGGUCGGUGAUCGCAAAGCACCUGAAGGGGCGAAUCGGCAAGCAGUGCCGUGAGCGUUGGCACAACCACCUGAACCCAGAGGUGAAGAAGACGUCGUGGACGGAGGAGGAGGACCGAAUCAUCUUCCAGGCACACGAGAAGCUGGGCAAUCGCUGGGCUGAAAUUGCGAAGCUGCUCCCGGGCAGGACUGACAAUGCAAUAAAGAACCACUGGAACUCCACCAUGAGGCGAAAGGUGGAACAGGAGGGCUACCUUCAGUGCGCGUCCAAGAACGGCAGCUCUGCGCUCUCCAUCGGCCACGGCUACGUCAAGUCCACCAAUCACAUCAUGGGUUUCUCCAGCCACUCGCCCAGCCAGACGCAGCUGCCUCCCUUGUCGCCGCACAACUACACCUACAUCUCCAACACACACAGAGUGCCUUUCCCCAUGGCGUUGCAUUUGAACAUCCUGAACAUUCCCCCGCACGGCACUGCUGCUAUACAGAGACACUAUAGUGAGGAGGACCCUGAGAAGGAGCAGAGGGUGAAGGAGAUCGAACUGCUGCUCAUGUCAACAGAAAAUGAGCUGAGGGGCCAGCCGUCACUACCAAUGAAUUUGCCCUAUCCGAGCUGGGCGAGCCAGAGCUCUCUGACCAACAGCUCCGAGGGUGUGGCUAUGUUGUUACCUCAUCACCAGGCCGCUGCCCCUGCCCUGCCUCUCAACCAGAGCUGCCUACCGGAGGAGAGCGCCUCCGCAACACGUACCCACAACAACAACAACAACAACAACAACAACAACAACAGGAACAGUCAUCACAGUAGCCCAACGUUCUCAAAUACUAUUCCAGAGUUCAUGGAAUCUGUCAUUGAUUCAAGCCUCUCCUCAUUGGGUGAGGCCACUACCAGUGAGCACUUGGAUAGGAGCACUCUCAGAACAGAAAGGGUCUUAACCAAUCAGGCCUCAAGAACUGCUCACGGAGCUUGGGCGGGUUUCAUCUGCUCAACUCCCAAGCCUUCGCCAGUCAGAAAUCUACCCUUUUCACCCUCACAGUUUCUCAGCCAGUCAAUGAGCCCAGAACACUCCGACAACGACAGUUUACCGAUGAACUCGCCCGUGGACUCCAAGCCCCUGAUCAGGCCACAGAAAGAGAAUGAAAUGUUCAGAACUCCAACCAUUUGCCGUUCCAUCAUGGAGUCGUCGCCUCGCACACCCACGCCUUUUCGGUCAGCUCUGGCCCUGCAGGAAGCCAAGUAUGGACCCCUCAAACUACUGAAUGUCCCUUUAGAGCAGCAGAUGGUCAACUCUAUCAAGCAGGAGCCGAUGGAGUGUGCCAUUGAGCAGCCUCCUCUGAAGAAGAUAAAACAAGAGGUGGAGUCCCCUUGUGAGAGUAGCCCGUGUAUGCAGUGGGAAGCACAAGACCUUAACACACAGCUCUUCUCCCCCAACGGUCCAGCACAGGAAGUCCCUGACCUACUUACCAGCUCAUUACUGAGUGAAGAUGGACACAAAAUCUACCACCUCCCUCGCAGAAGCAUGGGCAGCCCACUACAGCUCAGUACCUGGGAGCAGGCGACCUGUGGGAAAACCGAGGAGCACGUUUUGGCCUCCGAGCAGAGCCACAAGUACAUCAACACUUAUACCACGAGGACACUGGUCAUGUAGACGCCGGGGACACGUGUCGGUCUGGAAACGUCAACACUCAGUGCGCUGGACGCAGCGUGACGGGUUUCAUAUUUGUUGUGGUACAACAGUUGGGAGAGGCUCUAUGCCACUGGUGUUUUUACACUCACACUUGUUGGAUUUCAACCAACCAAAGACUAUUACUAUUUUUUCUUUUUUUCUUACAUCUUUUACAUAGAAUUUGCUUUGGGUUUUUAUAAAUGUUUGUCCUAUCACUCUUGGUCUCUGUAUUAUCAAUGUUGUAUUAUAAAUGGGAUAUGGUGGCUAUAUAAUUUGCGUUGGGCUGUAUUAUUAAUUCCGAAUUUUUUUAUAUUAAUAUAAAGAACAAGUUGAUUAAUUUAUUUCUUUUAUUUUUUUAUGAUUAUGACUUGAUGUUUUUUUUUCCUUUUACAAUUGGCCAAUGGAGCAGUGUUGUAAGUUAAGUAUUUAAGCCCGAUUAGCAUUAUCAUAUAUCUAAAGGCAUAUUAAUGAAUUCAAAAACUGACCUCUGAAACUUUUCUGUUGUUUUCGUUAUUGUUAAAUAGGAUAUAAUGGGUCUACUGAAAAUUUCAAGUGUUUGCUCUGUGCCAUCUCCUGUAAAUUUUGAACCCCUGAACUACUGAACAAGAGAUGUAACGUCUGUUCUGAAAUCAUUAUCCAACCAUGAAUUAUAAUGUCCUUCACAAUAGAAGGGGCCAGAGUUAUUAGUAUUACCUAAUUACCACGUUGGCACCUUUAUUUAUACACAGACACAUAUAUUUAUAUGAAUUUAAAAAUGUUAAAUGAGCUACUGUUUGAAACCAUGAGCUUUUACCCAGUAAAAGAAGAGACCAACCUGCACUUGAGUUUUAUAUUCUCCAUACAAAAAGCAAGAGUACUAAACACUUAUGUUUUAUAUUAUGCUAUAAACAAAAGCCCAUUUACAAACUUUUGUGUGGUUGUUCACUGAAUAGCUUUGUAUUUCUUUUUAUAACGCAUAUUCAAUCAGCAUUUUUACAUAUUUUAAUAUCUUGUUUUUAUACUAACUCUUGAGCAAAAGUGAUUUUAUAAAAGCAUUUAUAAAUGGCAAGUUUUGAUGGUUGUGUUGUUUUUUUAUACUUUUCUAUACUGCCUAGUAAAUAAAGUGUGUUGUUUUAUUACA
This is a messenger RNA of Scophthalmus maximus (turbot), 3254 nucleotides long. RefSeq names its product v-myb avian myeloblastosis viral oncogene homolog (gene myb). Gene Ontology annotation, biological process: regulation of DNA-templated transcription. Lineage: Eukaryota; Metazoa; Chordata; Actinopteri; Pleuronectiformes; Scophthalmidae. The record is from RefSeq and is a predicted model, not a curated record. The transcript has 16 exons. Gene Ontology annotation, cellular component: nucleus. Gene Ontology annotation, molecular function: RNA polymerase II cis-regulatory region sequence-specific DNA binding; DNA-binding transcription factor activity, RNA polymerase II-specific. The coding region runs from base 26 to 2116 and encodes 696 amino acids.